AUGGGCAACAUCUUCACAAACCUCUGGAGCCACGUCUGGAACAGCAUCAUCGACAACCGACAAAAACUCACCGCCACCGGCGGUUUUCUCCUAGGCAUAUUCGUCACUCUCGGCUUCAAAGACUUCUAUCCAGACCUCGAGCAAGCCUUUCGCAAACGUGUACGCCAUGUCCGAUCCACUCAACAUCAUCAUCCACCACCUCAGCCGGGUCAAGCAGACUACGUCCAAUUGGAAGACCGCACCAAGUCUGCAUCCGCAGCAACAGCAACAGCAUCAACCACCCCCGACCCCAUCCGCGAAGGCGUCGCCGGUCUAAUCGGAAACACCCCACUCAUCAAACUCCAAGCACUCAGCGCCGCGACCGGCUGUGAAAUUUUGGCCAAAGCGGAAUUUCUGAAUGGAGCGGGUAAUAGUCCCAAGGAUCGCGUGGCACUCUCCAUGAUUACGCAUGCGGAAGAAGCUGGUUUGCUGGUUCCGCAUCGGGGAGAUACUAUCUAUGAAGGAACGGUUGGCUCGACGGGGAUUUCGCUGGCUGCGGUUGCGAGGGCGAGAGGGUAUAAAGCGCAUAUCUGCAUGCCCUCGGACAUCUCCACCGAAAAAUCCGCCCUCCUCCUGCAUCUCGGCGCAACAGUCGAACGCGUCCCCCCCGCCUCCAUCAUCGACACGAAUCAAUUCGUCAACCUCGCACGUCGCCGCGCAGAAGAACAUACUCUGGACCCGAGUCGAAUGGGAAGAGGUUUUUUCGCAGAUCAAUUCGAAAAUACGGCAAAUUAUCUCGCGCAUCAGAAUUCUACGGGACCGGAAAUUUAUCGGCAGACUUGUUGUAGUCCAGGUAGUGGGAGUAGUGGGAAAGGUGGUGGAUUAGACGUCUUCAUCGCAGGCGCAGGAACAGGCGGGACAAUUUCCGGUGUAGCGCUCUAUCUCAAACCUCUCCUUCCGGAUUUGCGAAUUGUACUCGCAGAUCCGCAAGGGUCGGGGUUAUACAACAAGAUCAAAUACGGCGUCAUGUUCUCCCCGACAGAGGCAGAAGGGACACGAAGGAGACAUCAAGUGGAUUCGAUUGUGGAAGGGGUGGGAAUUACGCGGUUGACGAAGAAUUUUGAAGCAGGGAUGCAUUUGAUUGAUGAUGCGGUCAAAGUGAGCGAUUUUGAAGCGAUGCAAAUGGCGCGGUGGUUGGUGGAGAAGGAAGGGUUGUUUGUGGGUGCGAGUAGUGCGGUGAAUUGCGUUGCGGUGGCGAAAUUGGUGAAGCAGGAAGGCUGGGAGGGGAGUGGGAAGAGGAUUGUUACGGUCAUCUGUGAUUCUGGUACGAGGCAUUUGUCGAAGUUUUGGAAGCAAGCUGGGGAUAUUGCUGGUGCUGAUGUCGAGUUGGAGCUGGACGACAUUCUGAGUGGCGAGCAAAGGGCAUGAGUAGAUGUUUCGAGGGACAGCUCUCGCUGCUUCCCCUGAACUGGUACUCAUAUUUGUCAACCAAGGCAGAGCACUUGGCAUACAGUUGCGAAGCACAUCGUUGCACACCUGUGAGCAUUCCAAGCUAUUGGAGCCUGCCGUACUCCCGCAGAUACAUCUCUGUCCGCUGGCGCAGAACGUCUGCGUGAUUUCCAAUGUCUGGUUCAUGCCUAGAAAGGCAGGAGCAUCCCUUUUUCCGAACAAGCAAUUCAAAUCGCAAAUGAUGUGAGGGGGAUCCGUCAAGCCAGGCUUCACAAGUGUGCGGCAGAAUAGAGCUUGCCGUCCCGAGAACAUUGAUUGCCCCCUGACUGACAUUCGCGAAUUCAAAUUGUAGACGCGAAUGCACUUUUAGGUACUGCACGUUGGGCACCAGUACAGGGACACACGCGGCGACCUGCACACGUAUACACAGACGCUAGAGAAUAGCAAUCAGUGUGAAGGGACUGAUUCGAGAGCAUUUCCAGAGAGAAGGGGGGUGGCCAAAGGCAGCCGCAGCGAGGGAAUCCAGAGUCAUAUGCGUGCAGCUAGAUUGCUGGAUACAGGCAGUCAACAGCGAGGUAGAAGUUCUCGUCGCUGUCAAUCAACCCUGUGCCUGUGCCUGUGCCAAUGCCAGGGCCUUGUUGGGAAAUCCAUGAAGCCAAAGUACAUCAAGCGACGUCCGGAGGUAUGCCCGAGCACGACUCAUGUCUCGCUCCACAUGUGGCCAGACUGAAGCUGCAGGGACUGGGGCAAAUGGCUGCGAGGAGCAUUUUCCUGCUUGGUCUGAUUGGCACGUUGAAUGCUGGUGCUUCGAGAGACCUCAUUGAGGAGUUUGAUAUUCGGAGAAAUGAGCAUUGCGACGUGUGCCCUUAUCGGCAUGAUUCGAGCUUCCGAGUCCAGACGUUCGACAGGCUCCGGAGGUCCAGUUGUACCUAUGCAUCAACACGGAGCCGUGUUCGCAGUCGGGCCAUCCUGAGCCAUUUCGGCUUGCGUCGCGUCUUUGUGGUGAGGCUGUCAUUGUGAUUAGAGCACACCAGGAAGGAUGCGAUUUGGUUCCCUCCCCAUGGGUCUGCAGAUCCAUGCGUUCCAAUGCGAACGAGUGAUGUGACAACCGGCGCGAGCUUCUCGCACGCCGUUGCCUGUGAGUUGAGUCGACGCUCAUUUCCAUUGAGACGUCUGACGUCUUCUCUCACGCGGGACUCGAGGGUGAGUGAGGUGGUACAGGACGUACUGCACCGGUAGCAGCCGGCUUUACUCACAGACUCUGCAUGCUGUUGCGCGCAAAUGGAUACAUACCUGUACUCUGUUCUUCGCAGGUUGAUGGUCUCCUCUUCGUGCAGCAGGAUUCCCGUGAUGCAUGUCUCUCGCACGUCGGCUGCCUGAGGGAAGCCAUGUGGUGGUGAGGCGCCGUGAUGGUGCGGUCCUCCUACACUAGGUACAUGGAGGUAAGGUAGGUAGAAAGCGGCCACUUCACG
Molecule: messenger RNA, 2900 nt
Organism: Sphaerulina musiva SO2202
Lineage: Eukaryota; Fungi; Ascomycota; Dothideomycetes; Mycosphaerellales; Mycosphaerellaceae
Product: PALP-domain-containing protein
Exons: 2
Coding region: 1-1407 (468 amino acids)
Cellular component (GO): cytoplasm
Molecular function (GO): cysteine synthase activity
Source: RefSeq, a predicted model, not a curated record